CUAUGGCGGACCAGGCGCCCCAAGUUCCCGAGGACAUGUUCAGGGAGGUCAAGUACUACGUGGUGGGCGACAUCGACCCGCAGGUUAUCCAGCUCCUGAAGGCCGGGAAAGCCAAGGAGGUGUCCUACAAUGCACUGGCCUCGCACAUCAUCUCAGAAGACGGGGACAACCCGGAGGUCGGGGAGGCCCGAGAGGUCUUUGACUUGCCUGUCGUGAAGCCGUCCUGGGUGACCCUGUCUGUGCAGUGCGGAGCCCUCCUGCCCGUGAACGGGUUUUCUCCGGAGUCCAGCCAGGUCUUCUUCGGGAUCACCGCCUGUCUAUCUCAGGUGUCCCCUGAGGACAGAAACUCCCUGUGGGCCCUGCUGACCUUCUACGGGGGUGCCUGCCAGCUGAGCCUCAACAGGAAGUGCACGCACCUGGUGGUCCCGGAGCCGAAGGGGGAGAAGUACACCUGCGCACUGAAGAGGCCCGGUGUCAGGGUCGUCACCCCCGACUGGGUGCUGGACUGCGUGGCAGAGAAGACCCGGAAGGAUGAGGCGUUCUACCACCCGAGGCUGAUUCUCUAUGAGGAGGAGGAGGAGGAGGAAGAGGAGGAGGAGGAGGAGGUAGAGAACGAGGAUCGUGACUCCCCGAAUGAGGGCAGUACGGAUGACAAGUCAAGCCCCGCCAGUUCUCGGGAAGGGUCCCCGUCGGGGGACCCGCAGUUCUCCCCCAAGGUGGGUGCCGUGAAACCGAAGGGGGAGCUGAUGUUCGAUGAUUCCUCGGACUCGUCCCCGGAGAAGCAGGAGAGGAACCUGAACUGGACGCCGGCGGAAGUCCCGCAGGUGGCGGCGGCCAAGCGCCGGCUGCCGUCGGGCAAGGAGCCGGGCCUCAUCAACCUGUGUGCCAACGUGCCGCCCGUCCCCGGGGGCAUCUUGCCUCCCGACGGCCGAGGGGGCCUCCUGGCCUCCGGGCCCAGCCUGCAGAGCUCCGAGAGGCCGGACGUGGCGGCCGCCUGGAGCCCCGCCGUGCGGACCCUGCGGAACAUCACCAACAGCGCGGACGUCCCGCAGAUGGGCCGGCCGGCCGACGUGGCGCACAUCCUGCAGUCCCUCUCGGCACCUACGAAAGGCUUAGAGCAGCAGGCGAACCACAGCCAGCAGGGCCACGCAGGUGCCGGCACGCUGUUGUUCAGCUCAGCGAAGGGGCCGCCGGAGCCGCAUCCGUCGCCACAGACACCGCAGCACCCUGUCAUGCACCUGCCACCGCAGGUCAUGCAGAUCCCGCCGCCGCCUCACCCGUUCCCGCAGCCGCCACCGCCGCACCCGUUCCCACAGGCACAGCCGCACCCCUUCCCACAGCCACGCCCCCAGCACCUUCAGCCCCUGCAGCAGCAGCAGGCCCUGCAGCAGCAGUUGCACCAGCUGCAGCAGCAACAGCUGGCCCAAUUACAGCAGCAGCAGCUGCAGCGCCUGCACCAGCAGCAGCAGCAGCAGCAGCAGCAGCAGCAGCAGCUGCAGACCCACUCGGCCCAGCACCUGAGCCAGACUCCGCAGGGGCUGCAGCACCAGGCCCCGCACCCGCCCCCCCUGCCGCAGCCCCCGCUGCCCCCGCAGCAGCUGUUUGGACACGACCCAGCAGUGGAGAUCCCGGAGGAGGGCUUCCUGCUGGGCUGUGUGUUUGCCAUCGCGGAUUACCCGGAGCAGAUGUCUGACAAGCAGCUGCUGGCCACCUGGAAAAGGAUCAUCCAGGCGCACGGCGGCACCGUGGACCCUGCCUUCUCCAGCCGCUGCACGCACCUGCUCUGCGAGAGCCAAGUCAGUGGGGCAUUCGCGCAGGCCCUCAGGGAGCGGAAGCGCUGUGUGACCGCACACUGGCUCAACUCCGUCCUCAAGAAGAAGCAGCUGCUGCCCCCGCACCGGGCCCUGCACUUCCCGGUGGCCUUCCCCCCUGGGGGCCGGCCGUGUGCCCAGCACAUCAUCUCUGUGACCGGGUUUGUCGAUGGCGACAGGGACGACCUGAAGCUGAUGGCCUACCUGGCAGGGGCCAAGUACACGGGCUACCUGUGCCGCAGCAACACGGUCCUCAUCUGCAGGGAGCCGGCCGGUUUGAAGUACGAAAAGGCCAAAGAGUGGAGGAUCCCAUGUGUGAACGCGCAGUGGCUCGGGGACAUCCUGCUGGGGCACUUCGAGGCGCUGCGGCAGACCCAGCACAGCCGCUACUCGGCCUUCGACCUGCCCGACCCGUUCGCCCCCACCCCGCACCUCGUGCUGAACCUCUUGGAUGCCUGGAGAGUCCCACUGAAAGUGUCCCCAGAACUGUUGAUGGGUGUGAGGCCGUCCCCCAGGCCGAAGCAGAGCGAAGGGACCAGUAUCCAGCCCUGCUCCAAGAGAGCCCGGAUUGAAGACAUACCACCGCCCACGAAGAAGCUGGCGCCGGAACUGACGCCCUUGGUGCUGUUCACGGGGUUCGAGCCUGUCCAAGUGCAGCAGUACCUCAAGAAGCUCUACAUCCUCGGUGGUGACGUCGCCGAGUCUGUGCCCAAGUGCACGCACCUCAUCGCCAGCAAGGUCACGCGCACGGUCAAGUUCCUGACGGCCGUCUCGGUGGUGAAGCACAUCGUGACCCCCGAGUGGCUGGACGAGAGCUUCCGGUGCCAGAAGUUCAUCGACGAGCAGAGCUACCUCCUCCGAGACGCAGAGGCCGAGGUGCUGUUCUCCUUCAGCCUGGAGGAGUCUUUGAAGAGGGCGCACGUCUCCCCGCUGUUCAAGGCAAAGUACUUUUACAUCACGCCCGGGAUCUGCCCCAGCCUGUCAACGAUGAAAGCCAUCGUGGAGUGUGCCGGGGGGAAGGUGCUGUCCAAGCCGCCGUCCUUCCGGAAGCUGCUGGAGCACAAGCAGAACAAGAGCCUGUCGGAGAUCGUGCUGAUCUCCUGCGAGAACGACCUGCACCUGUGCCGCGAGUACUUCGCCCGGGGCAUCGACGUGCAUAACGCGGAGUUUGUCCUCACGGGGGUGCUCACGCAGACGCUGGACUACGAGUCGUACAAGUUCAACUGACGUCACCACCGCGGUGCCUGAAGCUGCCCCGUCCCAGCGCAGGCUUCGCCGAGGGCCGCUGCCCCACCCACCUUCGUUCUCCAGCUGCCGGAGGGACAGUGCUUACAGCAGGGGGACGCGCAUAAGGACCUGUGCUGCAUCUUUUGGGAUGCGCGAUUUUACUGAGGAACGUGAAUUAUGUUUGUAUUAAAUGACUUUUAAGAGUCCACAUCAGGUUUUAUGAUGUCUUUGCCAGGUGUUUAAAUGUUUUCACAGACUAUGGGUGUGGACUGUGUAAAUAAGACUUGCUCUCUCUAAAUUAUGAAUUUGAAGAUUGAGAUGUUUUGUACUUUCUUUGUAUUCCUUAUACACUUUCCUUUUAUACUGAUAUCCUGCCCACAUUUUAAAUAAAUGUACUUUUGAACUUAGA
This is a messenger RNA of Artibeus jamaicensis (Jamaican fruit-eating bat), 3447 nucleotides long. RefSeq names its product PAX interacting protein 1 (gene PAXIP1). The record is from RefSeq and is a predicted model, not a curated record. Gene Ontology annotation, cellular component: nucleus. The transcript is spliced from 21 exons. NCBI's taxonomy places the organism in Eukaryota, Metazoa, Chordata, Mammalia, Chiroptera, Phyllostomidae. Bases 3 to 3038 code for a protein of 1011 amino acids. Gene Ontology annotation, biological process: positive regulation of transcription initiation by RNA polymerase II.